CGAGGUACUCCGAGCAGUUGCUGAAGAGCUACAAAGUGGCGCGGAUGAAUUUGUUACGUUUUAUACGAUUCGAACGGUACACGUGCUCCAGGUUUUCAUAAAACAAUUUGAAUGAAGUCUUGACAUAAUUUACACAUUUGGCCAGUUUAAGUUUUAGUUGAUUGUUGGUGCUGUGUCUGGUUUAUAAUGUGAUUGUGGAUUUUAGAUUUUUCAAAGAUUGUGCGCGGAAAACUGAAGGCAUGAGCGAGUACGACCGCAUCAGGAGGGCUUGUCUAAAAUGUGGGGAGCUCUGGGAGGAUCCGGAUUUUCCUGCUACACAAGCCUCGGUUUUUUAUCAUCAAACUCCUCCGUUUCAGUUCACGUGGAAACGACCCAAAGAUCUCUGCGCCAGGCCGGGAUUCGUCCAGGAUGGACCCCUCCAGUUUGAUAUCAUCCCAGGAAAAAUGGGUGACAGAUGGCUCGUCUCCUGUUUGGGUGUUUUAUAUUUAAAUAAAGGACUCUUCUACCGAGUCGUACCAGCAGACCAGUCUUUUAAUGGAGAUCAAUACGCUGGAGUUUUUCGAUUUCGACUUUGGUGGUGCGGCGAAUGGACUGAAGUUUUGGUGGAUGACCGUUUGCCCACUGUCCAUGGGCGACUGGCUUUCCUGCAGUCGCAAAAUUCGGACUAUUUUUGGCCCGGACUGCUUGAGAAAGCUUACGCAAAAUUACACGGGUCUUACGAAGCCUUAAAGUACGGUUCACUCCUCGAUGGUUUAGCAGAUCUGACCGGGGGAAUCACCGAAAGCAUUCCAAUUAGACAAGAUGCCACCACAUGUGCCAGACUUUUACACAAACUUUUAGACAUGACAUCAAUAAUCACCUGUACUGUACAACCCCCCAACUUCCAGAUGAGAUCAAGUGUUGAGAAACUACCAAAUGGAAUACAACUAGGGACAAAUUAUCGAGUAUAUCUAGUAGAAAGGGCCGAAACGUAUAGUGGUGAAGCCGUUCAGUUGGUAAAACUGCGCAACGCCUUAGGCCCCGCGUCGGAUUAUGUAGGUCCCUGGUCGAUAGACUCCCCCGAGUGGUCGGAAGUGUCACCAAACACCCUCGAAAGGCUCCAUUCCGAGCUUUCCGAAGGCGAAUUCUGGAUGUCUUAUGCCGACUUUAUCAAAACCUUCACACACAUGGAAGUAAUUCACUUGGACAGCGACACCAGCAGAGACGAACCCAGUCUACACAACAAAAACACAUGGCAGAUGAGGCUAUAUCAAGGGAAUUGGCUCAAAGGGGUCUCAGCUGGGGGCUGCAGGAACAACCCUGAAACCUUCCAUAUAAACCCACAACUCCACCUCCUUCUCAGCGAAAUGGAAGAAGUCGUGGUAUCGCUCAACCAACAUAGCAUAAUGGAACCCAAAGUCGUAGGUUUUACGGCGUAUUCAAUACCAAAAAGUAACACAGAGACGAUCGGGAAAUCGUUCUUCAAAGCCAACAAGUCUUUGUUCAAUUCACAAUACACCAACAGUCGGCAAGUCAGCUACAGGUGUUACUUGGAACAAGGGGGGUAUUUGAUCAUACCCACCAUAUUUGAGCCCGGACAAGAAUCUGGUUUUACUCUAAGGGUUUACUCAAGCAAACCUUUGAAACUGAAACUACUAGACACUGUACCUCUUCUGCUCAAAUCGGCAAUAGUCAAAGCACCGCCUUUGCUCGAUGGCAAAAGUUUCAGUCAAUACGAAGCUGUCUUUCUGCAACUUGCGGACGAACACAGGACUGUCAAUGCCUUCGAGCUUCAGGAAUUAUUAGAUGCUUGUUUACCAAACGAUUACAUCAAAAGUUGUGCCUCGAUUGAAGUUUGUAGACAAGUCAUACUCACGUUUGAUACGUCUGGAACAGGAAGAUUGAAGUUCAGUGAUUUCAAGGAUUUGAUGUGUAGUUUGAAAUUCUGGCAAACUUCGUUCAAAAACCACACGAAGGAAAAGACGGGCAUAUUGAAAGCUGAGAGGUUUCGGGAUGCUUUACAAGCUGUUGGCUUUCAGUUAAGCAGUGACGUUUUGGCUACGCUUAUAUUGAGAUACAUGAGGAAAGAUGGAACUUUACGCUUUGGAGAUUUUGUUUCUGCCAUAUUACAUUUGACUGUUGCUUUCAAUAUUUUUAAAAUGAAAGAUCCAUUACAAAAUGGUAGCAUCAAAUUAAGUCUAGCAGAGUGGCUGAAAUCAUCUUUAUCUUGCUGAUUUUUCGUUGCUUCAUACAUGUACAUAAAAUAUAUAUACUAUGUAUAUUAUAAAUUAAUUUUAUGUAUUUUGUAAGAUAGUUUUAAUAAAAAAAUAUAAACAAA
Tribolium madens (black flour beetle) is the source of this 2317-nucleotide messenger RNA. Its product is annotated as calpain-C. Lineage: Eukaryota; Metazoa; Arthropoda; Insecta; Coleoptera; Tenebrionidae. The coding region runs from base 240 to 2213 and encodes 657 amino acids. Gene Ontology annotation, biological process: proteolysis. The transcript is spliced from 9 exons. Gene Ontology annotation, molecular function: calcium ion binding; calcium-dependent cysteine-type endopeptidase activity. Gene Ontology annotation, cellular component: cytoplasm. The record is from RefSeq and is a predicted model, not a curated record.